GUAAACCAUUCGCACGCAGGUCUUGCUAGUGAUCAUUUUCAACUAAUUAGCCCUUAUUUGGGCCCUGGUGUUAUGUAUAACAAAUGAACUACCAAAUACAUACGGACCCUGCCCUUCACGCAGCUUUUUACGCUAUACAGCAGCAAUUCAUAGCUGAUGGCUAUCCUAGGGAUGAUGCAAUUAGGGUUGCACAAGCUGUCGCACAGGAACGCUUUAGGAAUGGGACGUUGCUAGCAGGAGCGCAAGCGCACCAGGCACAGCGACGAUCCUCGGCUGCUGAGGCUGCAGGUCGGCAUCGCGAUUCUCGAAGAGGUCAUCAUCGUGCGGCUCAGGAACAGGGACAGCAGCAAGAAGCGGAGGAUGCUAACGAAGCAGCUGAAGCUGAAGACGAGGCGGGUGCUGACGAGGACAUCUACGAGCAAUACAAGCCCGCAAAAGUUGAGGAAGGCUUGCCUCACCCCGACCCAAUAGUCGAGACGGCUUCCCUAGCGUCGGUCAAACCCCCCGACAUCUCCUACCAGCACCACCUGCAGGCCAAUGUGGCAGCCAACCAGCUGUCCAACGCGCAGUUGGAGACGGUGUUGUACGCCUUCCAGCGGUUCAACCAACGCCUGCCAGACGGCUCCCGCGCGGGGUUCUUCCUGGGCGAUGGCGCCGGUGUGGGCAAGGGACGGCAGAUAGCUGCCGUGAUUAAGGAGUUUUGGGCCACAGGUGGUCGACGCGUGCUGUGGGUGUCCACCUCCACCGACCUGCGGUUCGACGCGCGGCGGGACCUGGCAGACCUGGGGGCGGCCGACGUGCCCGUGCUGCCGCCGCGCAAGGACAGCGUUCCCUCGGGCAACCUGGAGAGCGUCUACCCCCGUGGCGGCGUGCUGUUCAUCACCUACUCGCUGCUCGUGUCCAAGGGCUCCUACCAGCGGCCGCCGCGACAGGCGGGCGGCAGGGGGGCGGGAGCAGGAGGGG
Molecule: messenger RNA, 963 nt
Organism: Astrephomene gubernaculifera
Lineage: Eukaryota; Viridiplantae; Chlorophyta; Chlorophyceae; Chlamydomonadales; Astrephomenaceae
Source: the annotation of a GenBank genome assembly